UCAACCUGCAGCCCCUGAGCUCUCCAUUCGAGAUUGUGAAGCUGAGAUCUGCAGUGGAGGAGCUCAAACCUGCACCAGACAUGGUGUUCUGCUGUGCUGAUCUGCUGUGCUCCUGCUGGUGUGCACUGGCUGUGAUUGUGCUCGUCGCCGUAGUCUGGUUCUUCAGAGACUCCCGUCAGAUCACAGGCAUCCACGAGAAACACGUCCUGAUAACGGGAUGCGACAGCGGCUUCGGAAACCUUGCGGCACGACAGCUCGACCGGCAGGGUUUUCUCGUAAUAGCCGCGUGUCUUACAGAAACCGGAGCCUCCAGACUGCGUGCCACUGCUUCGCCCAGACUGAAGACGCUCCUGCUCAAUGUGACCGACAGCACGAGCAUCGAUCGCGCACUAGAGCGCGUGCGGAGUGAGACCGGUGGGAAAGGCCUGUGGGGUUUGGUGAAUAACGCGGGGGUCUCUGUGCCCAUCGGCCCCAUGGACUGGAUGCAGCUUCAUGACUUCAAGAAGGUUAUGGAUGUAAAUCUGACGGGUGUGAUCGCGGUGACGCUCAAAUUUCUUCCUCUGCUGAAGAAGGCUCAGGGUCGAGUGGUGAACGUGGCCAGUAUUCUGGGCAGACUCUCCAUCAUCGGCGGAGGAUACUGCCUGUCCAAAUAUGGCGUCGAGGCCUUCUCUGACAGCCUGAGGAGGGAUAUGGUGCACUUUGGCAUAAAAGUGAGCAUCAUUGAACCAGGUUUCUUCAAGACUCAAGUCACAGAUCUGGGUCUGAUUGAAGACGACCUGAAGAAACGCUGGAGUAAUCUUCCAGAACAGGUCAGGAGAGACUACGGAGACUCCUAUCUGCAGGAAUAUCUGAAAGUGCAGGAGUUCUCCCACAAGAUGCUGGCCAGCAGUGACCUCUCCAAAGUGACGUCAUGUAUGCGGCACGCGCUUUCUGCACGUCAUCCUCGAACGCGUUACGCCGCCGGCUGGGACGCAAAGUUCCUGUGGAUCCCGCUGUCGUAUCUGCCCACGUGUGUGGUGGACAUCUUCACUAAUGCCCUGAUGCCUUCUCCAAAACCACUCUGAAGAGCAGCAGAGCAGUCAAUCUGUGCUCAAGUGUGCAGUUUUGGAUUGAAGAAAAAUGUUAAGUUUUUUAAUAAAUGCAAUUAAACUAAGAUCUAUUUUACUGUAUAUAUUACAGCGUUUACAUAUUUAAAGUUCCACAGUCUCACAAAUGAACCAAUGAAAAAGUAGAUUAUACUUUCUGCUAUCAAGCAGUUGAAGUUAGUUUGACAUCAGAUUUUCUUUUCGGCUUAGUCCCUUUAUUAAUCUGGGGUCACCACAGUGGAAUGAACCACCAACUUCUCCAGCAUAUGUUUUACGCCGCGAAUGCCCAUCCAGCUGCAACCCAUCUCUGGGAAACAUACACACUCAUACACUACGGAAAAUUUAGCCUACCCAAUUCACCUGCACCAAAUGUCUUUGGACUGUGAAACCGGAGCACCCUGAGGAAACCCACGCAAACGCAGGGAGAACAUGCAAACUCCACACAGAAACGCCAACUAACCCAGCCGAGGCUUGAACCAGCAACCUUCUUCUACUGCGCCACUGUGUCCGUCACCCCAGUCAAUUUCCGAAAACAUUAAUUAUUUUGUAUACUACAUUAAGAUGUAGUUUUGAGUUGCGAUCACGCAAAGUAAUAUGUUAAUAAGAACCUAUUUAUUGUGCAUCUGGAUGUCAUGUUUUAAUAUAAUGUAAUACACGGCGCCUUAGAGAGUAGAGGGAUGAGAGUCUUACGCUUGUCAGAUACUACGUGAUGACAUCACUGAUAUGCAAAUUAGCGCGUGAUGUCGUCUGGCAACAUUUAGCUACUUUUCAUUGGAAAUAACUGGCUGCUCCAGCAGUCAGCAGGUGCUUUGAGCACAAAACCCCAGAUAGCAGUGCACGUCGAACAGUUUAUCAAGGAUGUACCACAGGAUCGCACCUUACUAUAGUUGUUAAACAUGAUAUUUAAAUAAUCUUGUCACUAUCUAAUGACUCUUCGGUCUUUUGCAUUUAUCAGGUAACGCGUCACAGCGACAGUACACUGCUUCAAUCUUUCACUUUCACGCUUUUUACUGUUGGUUGGUUCCCGUUUGUUGAGAACCACAGAAAAAGUGAUUGACAGGUGGUAAUUUGUGUGUAACUUAUCUUUAUUUAUGAUUUGGUUAUGGGUAAAACAAAGACCAUGCGGGUCAGGUAGUUGAAAUGGUAGGCUACAAAUAAUGAAUCCAUUAUGAAUGAAUUAUUUAUAAAUAACUAAUUCGCUGCCACCUAUGAUGAUGCCAUAGUCCUUCGCAAUGUUUCACAUGACAACAUACGAUGCCAAAUUGGUUCGACAUCGUUUAACCCUACUAGCCAGUUAAAUUUCAGUCUAGAUUGCACAAAUUGGAUUUUAAGUAACAUGAAGUCUGAUUAAAACAAAGAAUGAUUAAAGUCAAGCAGCCUUCAUGUCACCUAAAACCCAAGAAUGGUGCAAACUAAUUAGCUGACAAAUCCAGCUUCAUGCAGGUCACAGAAUACUGAGAAAGAUUUUUGACAGUUUUGAUCUUAUUCAAACAUCAUAAUUCAAUACAAAUGUAAAUAAAUAAUUCAACUGGAGCACUUGAUUGGAUUUAACCAUCUGGCUGAAAGAACUAAAAUUGAAACACUUCACUAUGCUCACAGUUCCUCUCCUGCACUGUUUCUCCUAAAUUGUUAUCAAAUUGAAAAAGCUCUCCCUCGAGCACAGGUUCACUGACCUUAUACCUUUAGCUGAACGCUGAUUUUCUGAGAGCUUUUAAAGCGUCCUCAGUAAACAGCUCCACCUAUCUCCAAUUAACUCAACAGACGUCAAUUACUUAUUUAGACCGCUGUGCUUUCAAGGCAAAGGAUUUUGUUUUCAAACUGGAUCUAGUGGUGGGCACAGCGAGGCUUCAUGAAACACUGAAACAGUCGAAGCAAAUGUGUCGAAGCUUAUAAACCCCACUCUACAGUGAUGUCUAGUGGUCAUUUUUAUGUAUUGCACUACAGCUUCAGCAAAGAACAGUUGAGCAAAUUGAGGUAUUAAACCCCUAUUUGUAGAAUUGGACGCUCAAGUGAUAUAAUGGAGUGGUUAGGGUUCCCGACUACCAUGCGGGGAUUGUUGGUUCGAAUCCAGGCUGAUACAGCUAUUUUGAAAUGCUUUAAUAUCCGUUUGAGAUGCUUUGUUCGUGCAUCGUUCUGUUUCAACAUUGGUCUGACAUCCGAAUAAACACUUUGUGAAUAAA
Molecule: messenger RNA, 3265 nt
Organism: Danio aesculapii
Lineage: Eukaryota; Metazoa; Chordata; Actinopteri; Cypriniformes; Danionidae
Gene: rdh1
Product: retinol dehydrogenase 1
Exons: 5
Coding region: 81-1064 (327 amino acids)
Source: RefSeq, a predicted model, not a curated record